Vanessa atalanta (red admiral) is the source of this 393-nucleotide messenger RNA. RefSeq names its product vacuolar ATPase assembly integral membrane protein VMA21 homolog. Lineage: Eukaryota; Metazoa; Arthropoda; Insecta; Lepidoptera; Nymphalidae. The record is from RefSeq and is a predicted model, not a curated record. Gene Ontology annotation, cellular component: endoplasmic reticulum membrane. The transcript has 2 exons. The coding region runs from base 121 to 393 and encodes 90 amino acids. Gene Ontology annotation, biological process: vacuolar proton-transporting V-type ATPase complex assembly.
GCUAUAAUCAUUAUCAAAAGUCCAAAAGGAAUAUCACGCUUAGUCUUUGGAUUAUUGAUGAAAGUGAUAGGUCAAAUUUCCUCGUUUUAAUUUUAUUUUUAUUUUUGUUUUAACUCUAUAAUGAUUGAAGGAAAAGCGAAUGAACUACCCGACUUUCAAGUGUUCCGGACAGUAAUAAAAUACUGUUUGUUCAUUAUUAUUGUACCAGUGCUAUCAUUCUUCAUAGUCAAGAUUUUGCUUUUUGAUAGCCUGUUGCGUUUGGAGACUAUAACAAGCAGCGUUUACUCGGCUGUAGUAGCAGUAAUCGUUUUACAUGUAACUCUGGGUCUCUAUAUUUAUAGGGCAUAUAGUGAAACUGAUAAAGUGCCAGCUAAACCUGUAAAGAAAGAUUAA